AUGAAGCGCACAUUGAAGAGUGCAAAGAGUCGUGGAGGAUGUGCGAGGUGCAAGACAAGACGGAUAAAAUGCAACGAAGCGAGGCCACAUUGCAGCCAGUGCACGGCAGCGUCUGUAGCUUGUCCGGGUUAUGCAACUCAAUUGCGAUGGUCAAGCAAACAUGAGGUCUUUCCAAAACAGCCCAAGCCGUCACCGACUAUGCAGCCAAGUCCAAGCAGUACCGAGAGUGGACUCGAUCGUGCGCCUUACGAGGUUUCGGCGGGUCAGCCGGAGACCAACGACAUGACAGACAUGUCUGCAAGCCCAGAAGUCAAUCCUGGGCUAGAUCAUGACAUGCUGGGAUUCUUCGACGACAUAUUCGAUAUGAGCCCUCCGUAUGUUCAGGACAUAAGCUGGUCUAUGAGGCCAGCGGGAAUGUUUGAUGACUGGAACUCAGUUGGUUCGGUUCCUGGGUUCGAAGUAAGUCCUGGCAGCACGGGAGCACAUGAAACCCAGAACGAGGUCCCGAGAAACAUCGAUGGAUGGUCAAGGUCAGGUGAGGCGAUAAGGCAUGCUCGCCUGGGCACGCAUGUUUCCGAUUCACCGACUUCGAGACCACGGAAYCCGGUGGCCGCUCGACAAAGCCCUUCCACGACCCUCCUCGGCACUUUUUAUCGACUGUCCUCGCCAAACCAAGUUCCCUCUUUUUCCGAGAAUGACCUUGUUAAUUACUUCCACAGUGAGGUGUGCCAGCUGCUGUCGGUUUUCGAUUCAGAGGCAAGUCCAUUCCAGACAAUAGUGGCCGAGCUUGGUGCUAGCUCACGGGCUGUCAAUCUGGCUAUACAAAGUAUGGCUAUCGGGCACCUCGCCAACCAUUAUCCAUACAUGGCUCCACUGGGAAUCUCGAAGCGCUCGCAGGCCUGGCGCUGCCUCCAGCAAGACCUAGCAGUCUACCGUCGUGAUCGGCUGGCACUGGAUAAAAUCCUUAUGAGUAUCCUGCUGCUUGGCUCGACUUCCGUGUGGCAUCCUGGACCCUCACAAGGUCCGCAGUACUUGCUAAUCGCUCGGAACAUUAUGCAAAAACAUCUGCAGGAUCGGACCGCUUUGCUUCACGAGGACUUCUUCCAAAACUGCUUGGUGUACUGGGAGCAGACCAUGUCGUUCGUUGAUCCAACGGUGACGAUGCCAUCGUUCCCUGGUUUUGGUGCUCCCGCGCUGUGUAAGCCUGUUCCAAGCGUGCCGGUACACCCUCACCCCUGGACUGGUAUUUCUCCCGAAGUUCACUUUGCCACCGCCGAGGUUGGCCGCAUACUGCGGCGGCGCCAAAGGUUUCGCAAUGGCCAUCCCUACCAGGACAGCGAAGUCCGCUGGGCUGAAUCACUGGAGGAAUACCUGUUCUCGCUAGAAUUUCCGACCGUCGACGAGAUUUCCGAUUUUGGCGACUCCAACACGUCCAAGACCGAUUUGAUCCGGAUCGCGGAAGCGUACAGGUUUUUUGGACUUCUCGAGCUGUACAACCUAUACUCGCAGCUUCUUUCCAAGCGCUUACAGGGCCCAGCUUCGCUCGCGACGCUCGGGGUUGCAUCCAAUCCGCGGAUGGACGAGGAUAGCGGAGAGCAGGCCUGUUGGCUGACGCACAUUGCCCUUCAUAUGAUUGAGACGGUCAAAGCCAUUCCCAYCUCAUCGGGAGCAUCUCGGAACCAGAUUGCUAUCCUCGUCGCCGUUUCCAGUCAUUUACGGCUGGUGGAUGGCGGGAAUGGAAGCGAAAAUGGCGACCGCAUCAUCUCUGCUCGUUAUUUUGUCGAGUCAAGUCUGCUGAACAUGGCGCGGAAAUAUGCGCAGAGACCAGCAGCACAGGCGAUUGACGUGGUCAAGGAGGUCUGGGCCAGGCUCGACUCUGGGGCUGCGGGGGAACAUUGGAUGACGGUCGCUCAUGAGAACCGAUGGCUGAGCUUUCUGGGUUGA
This is a messenger RNA of Ramularia collo-cygni, 1944 nucleotides long. RefSeq lists its product as uncharacterized. Gene Ontology annotation, molecular function: zinc ion binding; transcription cis-regulatory region binding; DNA-binding transcription factor activity, RNA polymerase II-specific. NCBI's taxonomy places the organism in Eukaryota, Fungi, Ascomycota, Dothideomycetes, Mycosphaerellales, Mycosphaerellaceae. Gene Ontology annotation, biological process: positive regulation of transcription by RNA polymerase II. The transcript is spliced from 4 exons. The record is from RefSeq and is a predicted model, not a curated record. Gene Ontology annotation, cellular component: nucleus. The coding region runs from base 1 to 1944 and encodes 647 amino acids.